AUGACCUCCUCCCUUGAGCAGCUCAAGGCCACUGGCUCUGUUGUAGUCUGUGACUCUGGUGACUUUGCUACUAUCGACAAAUACAAACCGCAGGAUGCCACUACCAACCCAUCUCUGAUCCUUGCUGCGUCCAAGAAGGCCGAGUACGCGAGUCUUAUCCACCGUGCCGUCGAGUAUGGUAAGAAGCAGAAAGGUUCCAUCGACGUACAAGUUGAUUCAACUCUGGAUCAGCUGCUUGUUGAAUUUGGCAAGGAGAUCCUCAAGAUCAUACCUGGUAAGGUUUCCACGGAGGUCGACGCACGCUUCUCCUUUGACACUGAGGCCUCCGUCAACAAGGCUCUCCAUAUCAUCAAGCUUUAUCAGGAGAUCGGUAUCCCCAAAGAACGUGUCCUGGUUAAGGUCGCCUCUACAUGGGAAGGCAUCCAGGCCGUUCGCAUUCUUCAGUCCCAACAUGGCGUCAAUUGCAACCUGACUCUCAUGUUUUCGCUUGUGCAGGCUAUUGCUGCUGCUGAGGCAGGAGCCUUUUUGGUAUCCCCUUUUGUCGGUCGCAUCCUCGACUGGUACAAAGCCGCCCACAAGCGCGACUUCACUGCGGAAGACGACCCCGGUGUAAGGUCUGUGCAGAGCAUCUACAAUUAUUACAAAAAACACGGAUACAAAACAAUUGUCAUGGGAGCCUCCUUCCGAAACACCGGCGAAAUUGUCGAGCUCGCCGGCUGCGACUACUUAACUAUUUCGCCUGGCCUCUUAGAGGAUCUAUAUAACUCCAUGGACCCCGUACCGAAAAAGCUAGACCACACUGCUGCGACCGACCUCGAUAUUCCAAAGCGCAGCUAUAUCAAUGACGAGGCCCUCUUCCGUUUUGAUUUCAAUGAGGAGGCGAUGGCUGUCGAAAAGCUGCGCGAGAGUAUUUCCAAGUUUGCGGCUGAUGCCGACGCUUUGAAGGAAUUGCUGAAGCUGAAACUUCAGGCUUAG
This is a messenger RNA of Penicillium brevicompactum, 975 nucleotides long. Its product is annotated as transaldolase. Gene Ontology annotation, biological process: carbohydrate metabolic process; pentose-phosphate shunt; pentose-phosphate shunt, non-oxidative branch. Gene Ontology annotation, molecular function: transaldolase activity. Lineage: Eukaryota; Fungi; Ascomycota; Eurotiomycetes; Eurotiales; Aspergillaceae. The transcript has 4 exons. The record is from RefSeq and is a predicted model, not a curated record. The coding region runs from base 1 to 975 and encodes 324 amino acids. Gene Ontology annotation, cellular component: cytoplasm; intracellular anatomical structure.